AAGAUGAGCAUGCGCACUGACGGGACAUAAUCCGGAUGUGACGAACGAGGAGCUUCUGGAAUCAUGGAGGCGAUUGUAAACGAAACAAUUUCACCAGAAGAUCUAGUGAAGUUUGAGAAAAAGUACAAUGCAGAGCAGAAACAGGGCGCACUGUCCCGAGCGACCCAGUUCGAGUACGCCUGGUGCUUAAUCCGCAGCAGGUACUCUGCUGACAUUGUGAAAGGAGUUGUCAUUCUGGAAGAGAUUUACCCGACCGCAACUAAGGAUGAGCAGCGAGAUUACAUCUUCUAUUUGGCUGUGGGAAAUUAUCGGAUGAAGGAGUAUGAAAAAGCGCUAAAGUUCAUCCGGACUAUGCUGAAGAACGAGCCAACCAAUCAGCAGGGUUUGGAGCUGGAGAAACUCAUCAAUAAAAAGAUGCAGAGAGAUGGCCUCCUCGGCAUGGCGAUCGUUGGGGGAGCUAUCGUGGGAUUGGCUGGAAUGGCAGGCCUGAUUGGCUUGGCUGUCAGCAAGGGUAAAUCGUGACCAGUGACGAUGAAGAUCGUGUGCGUGUGUGUGGGUGGGUGUCUCGCUGAUGUUUAACGAUCACCUCAACCUUUAACAAUGAAGUCAAAUGCACAGACUGGCUGCCUGAUUUUCUAGUCUCUGUCCCGGAGCCUGGAUUCAGAUGAUUGUUGUGUUGCAUGUUUCGUAGAUGACAUUUUUUUCUAAUAUUCUAUCUGUUUUGAUUCCUUCCUGGAACAUGUGUUCAGGUAGCCUUCAAAGCAAACUGGACUAAACAUUGUACAUACUGCUUUCUAAAAUAAUAAAUACCAGCCAAACCUGUAGAAUUUCGAUAAAUGUGUCAGAGAGAAGCCUGAUGUCCAAAAUUAAACUCCCUCUAGAUUGCCCUGGGUGUGUGUGUGUAAUGAGGGCAAGGUACACCACAGGGUUAGAUACGCAGUAAAGCUCACCCUACACUCUUAAACCGCAAGUAAGGCAAACUCAGCACGAUCUCCAUCAAACGCUUCUGGGAUAUGUACAACACAGGGUUCAAUACAGAGCUUCCUUUGAACGUAAGGAAGUAAAACUACACUUUGUCCCUAGCAAACACUCCCAGGGCAGGUCAUGUGUUUGAGGGAUGUUGUGGAACUGAGGGAUCAGGUGAGAAAUACAAACUAGGAAAUGCUGCAGAAACGAGAGCAUGUGUGAAGCGAGUGCGUGCUUCAAUUCUGAUAUGAAGAGCCAGAGUAGACUAGAAGCUUUAACCGUUUCUCUGUCCACAAAUGCAGCCAGACCUGCUGAGUUUCUCCAGCACUCUUCAGUUUUUGUUUCAGAUCUCCGUCAUCUGGCGAAAAGGUGGGUUACUGACAAAGGGUGAUUGUAUUGAGAGAUUGGGUUACGUGGGAUUCAAAGAUGUAUUGGGGAAUUAAAUGAGGGAUGUACAUUGGGAAUUGACACAGUACGUGUGAAGGCGGUUUGGGGGGUUUGAUGGUGUUGAGGGGCAUUGCUGGAUAUCUUGAAGAGUGUAUGGAUAAAUGCAGAGGAGAAUUGGAAUUAGCUUUAUUGUCACAUGUACUCAAACGAGUACCAUGAAAAGUGUACAAGUUGCCACUUACGGCACCAUCUUCGGUAAAAAGGUCCCUCGGUACUGUUUUUCAGUUACUGUUCUUGGAAAAAUAGAGAAGUAAAAAAGUCCAGCUUGUAGGUUUUCGGAAUAAAUUAAAUGGUGGAGAAAAAGACUGAGGGAAGCACAUGAUUGCGGUGUAUCAAAUUGAGGGGCAUAGACAGUAACGUUUCCUCUUGGCAGAGGGUUCAAUGAUCAAGGGGGCAUACAUUUAAGUUUAAGGGACAGGAGGUUUAAAAGGGUGUGUGAGGAAACUCUUUCUCAAGAGGUUGGUGGGAGUCUGGAACUCACUGCCUGUAAGGGCGGUCGAGGCAGAACUCCUCGUAACAUUGAAGAAGCAUUUAGAUUUGCAUGUGUGAUGCUAGUGCGUGCAAGGCUACGGACCAAAUGCUGGGAAAUGGGAUCAGAAUUGUUAGACGCGUACUUGAUGGGCCAAAGAGCCUUUUUUUUACGCUGUAGAUGUUUAGGAUGUUGCAGUAGGCACCUGUAUUUCUGAUGAAGGGCUUUUGCCCGAAACGUCGAUUUUACUGCUCCUCGGAUGCUGCCUGAACUGCUGUGCUCUUCCAGCACCACUAAUCCAGAAUCUGGUUUCCAGCAUCUGCAGUCAUUGUUUUUACCUAAUUGGUGGUUAGCUGAGAUUGUAGAAUGAGAAAUCAGAGUCCUUCUAACUUGUUGAGUCUGUGCUGGUUCCCUCAAAAGCAAUCCAGCAAGUCGUCUUUCCAUGCCAUCCUUCACUAUUGUUUAUGCUUCAUGGGCCUGUCUAACUCUGUUUUCAAAUUAUGGUUGAUUCUGCCUCUGUCAGGCUCUCAGACACUGUUGUCAGUCAUUUCUUCUUGCUGCCUUUAGUUGUUCUACCAUAAAUCACCUUAUAUCAUUGUCCUCUGGUUCUAGACUUUCCACUAAUGUCAACAGUUUCUUCCCCCACUACUUUUGCCGAAGCUGCCCAGAUCUUUUAUCAAGUUCCUUCAAAUGUGCAGUCAAUGCUGUGGUGAUCUCAGGAAGUUGUGCACGUGUUUCACUCAGCUGACUGCCAUCUCCAGGGGCUUCGAAGGAAUGGAUCUACUGUUCCAUGUGACUCAAGGUCCAAGCCUAGGGAGUGAAAAAAGAAGUGAGAAAUUUGAAAUAUUUAUAUGCUGAGUUGGACUGAAAAUGUGACUUCAUGUUUAGGGAUAAAUGCAAAUGCUGGUAAUCUCAUGAGAUAGUGUUUGCUCUGCCUAUUAUUCUAACUGUAAUUAACAAUUCGUACGGACUUUAAUUAGCCUGUUGAUUCUUGUUUGACUUACAGGAAUUCUGGUGUUUAAAAUAAAAGGUACGAAAAGUGAAA
Molecule: messenger RNA, 2927 nt
Organism: Chiloscyllium plagiosum (whitespotted bambooshark)
Lineage: Eukaryota; Metazoa; Chordata; Chondrichthyes; Orectolobiformes; Hemiscylliidae
Gene: fis1
Product: fission, mitochondrial 1
Biological process (GO): mitochondrial fragmentation involved in apoptotic process; mitochondrial fission; autophagy of mitochondrion
Cellular component (GO): mitochondrial outer membrane; peroxisomal membrane
Molecular function (GO): protein binding
Source: RefSeq, a predicted model, not a curated record